Poeciliopsis prolifica (blackstripe livebearer) is the source of this 2060-nucleotide messenger RNA. Its product is annotated as Nicalin-1-like. The transcript has 16 exons. Gene Ontology annotation, biological process: regulation of signal transduction. The coding region runs from base 41 to 1837 and encodes 598 amino acids. NCBI's taxonomy places the organism in Eukaryota, Metazoa, Chordata, Actinopteri, Cyprinodontiformes, Poeciliidae. Gene Ontology annotation, cellular component: endoplasmic reticulum membrane. The record is from RefSeq and is a predicted model, not a curated record.
CGCACACGCGAUUAGCCUGGAGUUGAUCCCUGGGGAGCAGAUGGUGAAUGGUGGCUUACCUACAGGCUCUGAGUCCCAGGAGUUAACAGGAGUCUGCAGUCACGUUGGAAGAUACAAUGCUGGCUUUAAAGAAGUCUUGAGGACCGUGUCUCAUGAAAGAAGAAAGACUGGGUUCACAUCAGACGUGAUGUUGCUGAGCAGUGCUGCUGUUUGGCUGCUGCUCUGUGUUGGGUGCCUGCAUGGCUCUGCCCUCCCUGCCAUGUCCUCCUAUGAGUUCACCGCCUACAGGAUGCAGCAGUACAACCUGGCGCAUCAGAAACAUGGCUGCCGUGGAGCCAUAGUUGUGGCGGAGGCGCGCUCUGCCGACGAACCGUCGCUGACCCGCCGUUGUGUCGUCAUGAAGGUUCAGGACUUCACUGUGGAGAAAUACUCUGAAGCCCUGAGACAGAAUGCUGCUGCUGUGCUGAUUCUACUGCCUCAAAAUAUCUCCGGCGUUCCACACCAGACAAUAAAGUCCUUCAUGGUGAGUGAGAACGAGGCCUUGCAGAAAGAAACUCUGACUCCAGUCUACGUUGUCCCUGAGGAUGAACAGCUGCUUUACAUGUAUGAGGAGGUGAGGCAGGCUGCAGCUUCACGGACCUCAUCCAUGCUUGUCAGAGUUCUUCGAAGUAUGGUCACUGCUACAGCAUUCCAGAUCUUAGUGAGCAACAACAACGCCAUUAAGGCCAUCACUGACAACACCAUAACCACGCUGGAGGGUGUGCUCCCUGGAACCGGAGAGGAUGCUCCCACCAUCGUCAUCACCGCCCACUAUGACUCAUACGGACUCGCUCCGUGGCUGUCAUAUGGAGCAGACUCUAAUGGCAGCGGAGUCACCAUUCUGCUGGAGCUGGCCCGUCUUUUCCAGAAGCUUUACAGCACCUCCGGUACCAGACCACAAUAUAAUUUAAUGUUUUCCUUGACCGGAGGAGGAAAAUACAACUUCCUCGGCACGAAGAGAUGGAUUGAGGAAAAUCUUGAUCACGCCGAGUCCAGCCUGCUUCACGACAAUGUGGCGUUCGUCUUGUGCUUGGACUCGCUGGCCAAAGGCGAUGAACUCUACAUGCACGUGUCUCGCCCUCCGAAGCCUGACACUCCUGUGAACUCCUUCAUUGAACAGCUGGAGGAGGUGGUUUCCUCCAGAUUCCCCUGGGUCAAGGUGGGAUUGGUGCACAAGAAGAUCAAUCUCGUCGAGUCGACGGUGGCCUGGGAGCACGAGCGCUACAGCCUCCGGCGGAUCCAGGGCUUCACUCUGUCUCACCUGGAAGAUCCCAAGUCUGAGCUUCGUGGGUCUAUGCUAGAUACAAUGUCCCAAGUCGAUUUUAGGAAACUUAAACGAAACGGCAUUAUCAUCGCUGAAGCUCUGGCCCGGUACAUGUACAAUCUCUCAGACAAGGGCUCACCAAGGGAUAUUCAAGUUUUUAAAGGUCAGCUGGACUUUCAGGACAGCCGGAUGUCCAGUUUGAUGUCCUUUUUGACCUCUGUGCCCCGGGCUGCCCAGCUGCUGCACAAGGAGCCCGGUCAGAUCCUACUGGUCAACUCACUGGAGCACGAGUUCAAGCACUACCUGCAGCAGGUCCAUAGGCACACCUUUCGACAGGACAAGAGGGACCCUGAGAUCACCUUUUUUGAUCAAAUGAACCAACCAAUUGUCAUGUACAGGGUGAAGCCAGCAGCGUUUGAUCUGUUCCUUGGAGGAUGCAUCACUGCAUAUUUGGGGAUUGUUUACUAUUCAAUCCAGAAUUUCGGGCAUCUGUAUGCUAGACUCAAAGCUGCAGUGAAAACCAAACAUCAGUGACAGCUUCAAGGAUACAGGCUUUACGGCUUGCUAAGCUCAUGACAGACGUCUGCGUCACAGAACAUUAAAGCAAUCCAGCACUAGGUUUCCCAGAGUAAGACAGGAAGUGUGAAUUUGCAUUGUGACUAUCAGAUGUUCAAAGAUAUGUAUGGUCCUUAGAAAGGACUUUCUAGAGAGUCCUAAAAAAUAUGCAAAUCGAGAAAUAAAAGUGUUCUGUCGUCAA